CAAUUAAAUUUAAAACAAUCAAAGGAUGUACACAAUUUAUAACUUGUUAGACGUGGCCGGGCAUGGAUUAAGUUGUGAUUGUCUAAAGUUUUUUGAACUAAAUGAUCAGUUGGUUUUGGUGAACUUAAUUGAUAAAGAUGUGAAUUAUUAAUGAUUUGGUAAAUCUGUCUAAAAUAAUUAAAACCCUUAAUUUGAUAAAUACCUUCUACAGAUGAUUGAACUAGCUAAUAAUUUUUAUACCUUUCAACUCUGCUUGGCCAAAUUAGUUAAUAAAAUUUUUAUUAAGUAUGAGGGGAUUACCGUAUUUACUCGAUUAAUUCCCCACCCUCAAAUAAUUCCCCACCCUCUAUUAAUUCCCCAUGCCAGGGAUGAGUUGAAAAAAUAAUUCCCCAUCCUGAAUACCCUACUACACAUUCAAAUUUCAAAACUCGAAUAAUUCCCCUCCCUUGAAUAAUUUCCCAUGCUACAGAUGGGUUGAAAAAAUAAUUCCCCGGGGGAAUUAAUCGAGUAAAUACGGUAUAUAUUUUUUGAAAAAACUGAAACAGACAAAACUUAAUAAUUUGUUUAGAGACUAUUAAGGUUGGCGGUUCCUGGUAAAUCCCCGAAUAUCCGCUAACCUUAGGGUUAAUAUUC
Molecule: messenger RNA, 633 nt
Organism: Meloidogyne enterolobii
Lineage: Eukaryota; Metazoa; Nematoda; Chromadorea; Rhabditida; Meloidogynidae
Source: the annotation of a GenBank genome assembly